Cokeromyces recurvatus is the source of this 1185-nucleotide messenger RNA. Its product is annotated as armadillo-type protein. Gene Ontology annotation, molecular function: mRNA binding. The transcript is spliced from 6 exons. NCBI's taxonomy places the organism in Eukaryota, Fungi, Mucoromycota, Mucoromycetes, Mucorales, Mucoraceae. Gene Ontology annotation, biological process: post-transcriptional regulation of gene expression. The record is from RefSeq and is a predicted model, not a curated record. Gene Ontology annotation, cellular component: cytoplasm. Bases 1 to 1185 code for a protein of 394 amino acids.
AUGACAUUUAAACAGAGUAGUUCAACUACUACUACAACUACUAUCACUGAAGAUAAUAGUAAAUUUGCGUUUUUACGUUUAGAAGAUGUUAUAGAUGAAAUUUAUACAUUAUCUAAAGAUCAAUAUGGAUGUCGAUUCUUUCAAAAGAAAUUAGAAGAACAAAAGCCAGAACAAAGAGAUAUUAUAUUUAAUCAAAUCUUUCCUCAUUUUGUUGAACUUAUGAUAGAUCCUUUUGGUAAUUACUUGUGUCAAAAAAUGAUGGAGUAUUGCACAGAUCAUCAAAGAACAAUGCUUGUAGAACAAGUAUCAAAUUCCAUUAUGACUAUUUCAUUAAAUAUGCAUGGUACAAGAGCUGUUCAAAGAAUGAUUGAAUUUUUAAUUCUUCCUGAACAAAUUCAUAAAACAAGAGAGGCUUUAUCUUCUAAUGUGGUUACUCUUAUCAAAGAUAUUAAUGGCAAUCAUGUUAUUCAAAAGUGUUUACAUCGUUUAACCUUUAAAGAUAAACAGUUUAUUUAUGAUGCGGUUAGUAAGAAUUGUAUUGAAGUAGCUACUCAUCGGCAUGGUUGUUGUGUAUUACAACGUUGUAUUGAUUAUUCUAAUGAAAACCAAAAGAAACAAUUAGUGGAGGAGAUUAUUCGUAAUGCCUUGGUAUUAGUUCAAGACCCUUACGGUAAUUAUGUUGUUCAGUAUGUACUUGAAUUAGGUGAUGCAGAGUUCUCUGAUAACUUGAUUCGUCAAUUUAUUGGUCAUAUCAGUAGUCUUUCUGUUCAAAAAUACAGUUCAAAUGUAAUGGAAAAGUGUAUUCGUGUAGCAGAAGAAGAUACUCGUCGUGAUUUAAUUGAGGAAAUGGUGAAUAAAGCUCCAUUAGAGAAGCUUUUAAAAGAUUCUUAUGCGAAUUAUGUCGUGCAAACUGCUUUAGAUUUUGCCGAAGAAGUUCAAUUUCAAAAGUUGGCAGAAUGUAUUCGACCUUUAUUAUUUGCUAUUCGAAAUACGACUUAUUGUAAACGUAUACAGGGGAAAAUAAAUAGAGAUCAAAGGCAAGACUAUUAUUUUCAACAAUCGAAUUCAGCUCUUCAUCCGUUAAUGGCUCAUCAUCAUGAUAAUAUCAAUUUUGCUUCUUCUUCUUCUCCUUCUUCUUCAUUCUCUACUACAACUACUACUACUACCACGUUUCCUUACCUUUGA